GUGCGGAUGCGCAUGUGCAACAUCGGCCAUGACAGAAAAUAUUUCUCAAAAGGGAAGUCCGAAACGUUGCAAAAAUUAAUUUCAGGUUCAAAAUACAGUUAUUUUCUUGGUGCAUUGGGAUAAUUCAAUGAGAUUAUGAAGAACGAUCCUUCCCUUUAUCUUGAUAUAUUGUAAUUAUGGUAGAAGGAUGACCGCACCAGAUAUUGGAUUAAAUGUUCAACUGCUUCAAGACUUAAAACAGAAAUACCCAGAAGUUGCUGAGCAUGUGAUAACCUUGUGUGUUAGACAGAAUAAAAACGACAGAAAGAAAUGUAUAGAAGCUCUUGAUAGAGAAACCCCCAAUGCUUUAUUUGGAAACGAUCAAUAUUUACCUAAUAGAUUACAGGACAUGCACAUUACUGACCAACGUACAAGGAGUGAUUCUGCAUCAAGUGGAAUAAGUAGUGCAAGCACAUCUAGUUCUUCCUCACAUAAAAUUCCGAGUGACUAUAGACCUCCACCAAUGGAGCCAAGUUUUACAUCUGAUUUUAAUCAGUAUGUGAAAAAUCCUGGAAAUUGUAUACAGAACAUUGAAUGUCGUGUUGCAUCUCCGAGUCCCCAGACAAAGACUAAUAAUGUUCCCCAAGGGAUUCGGCAAAUUCCAGUUCAACAUUUUCAAACUAUACGCAGUCCCCAAGAAAAACCUUCAGGAAGCUCACAAAAUCCUUUAGUUUAUAAUAUUUUAUAUCAACAAGGUGACAAUAGACUACCACCAAGCAGUCAUCCUGCUGUUGGGCAUCCUAAUUAUAUAAACCAGCAUGGAAAUAUAAACUAUAGUUUGCAACGUUCACCCAUCACUAGCCAAGCUACAAUGAAUCAGGGUCCUCCGGUGGCCCAGCGGUCUUUCUCUGUGCAGCCUUUAGUAGAACAUGGGCAAUUGAACAUUAUAAGAUUACAACCAGGUGAUAGAACUCCAGUGUAUCAACCAGGGAACUAUAAUCCCUCUGGUUUACAUGGGUCACAUAGUGAACCUUAUUUAACUGGAAUGGACAAUGGUACAACACCUUGUAAUAAUUAUUACACCCCUUUGGUUGUAAAUGUUGGUACGCCACCUGCGUAUCAUCCUGAACACGGAAUUUCUCAAAGUGCUAGUGACAUCAACAUAAGUGGGGCAGUUAAUCCGCCCUCAUUUAAAUACUUGCCAGAUCCUGUAGGAGGUACUAGUCACGGUGAUAAUGGACAUUUUUAUCCUUAUUAUCCAAACGACUCUCAUAUUUCGGGACACCCUCCUAUAGCGUCUCGGAGCAGUAGUUCUGAAAGUGAUCACAGUGUGAUAGGAAAUCCAGACGGUGAAAGACGUCAUGUGUCCACGUUGACUUUUCAACCGAAAGUGGUGCCGUCACCAAGUUCUAGUCAUAGUAGUCUUAGUUCCGAUUCAUCUCAUAAUCAUCCGCCUCCUCCUGACAUUCCGAGGAGACAGUCUGGUAAUAUACAGGAGGAAGCAGCAUAUACUCAAGCACUUAUUAGUUUUCAGGAUGAUAGAAUGUUAAAAUUAAAACUUGAUUUAGAAUCAGAACUGAGAAAAUUAGCCAAGCUAAGAAGUCAGGUGAAUCAAAUGGAGAAAAAUAUGUUAGAAAACAGACGCACCACGAGAAGUGUUAACUGUUCCCCUUCAAUUGAAGAUGUUGCCAAGUUACGGGAGGUGAAUCGAAGGUUACAGACAGACAUCCAGGUCAUGACAAGGGAGAUUGAUAAUUAUAAUAAUGGUCUAUUACCAUUAGGAGUGUGUGACCCUAAUGCACUAGAGCAACAGAACUUUUUCCAGAACAUGAAUCCAGGACAAAGGGGGAGUAUUUUUGCUCCCCCUCCUCCAGAUCCACCUACCAGUGAUUCACCACCACCACCUUUACCCCCACGGAUCCAUGCCAUUCCUCCUGCCCCACCCCAACAACCUCCAACAGGGUCAGGGGAUUCAGAUGGGGAUGGAGAGCAGUGGAGUUGUUCAGCCUGUACCCUUCUAAAUCAUCCUGCCUUAAACAAGUGUGAAUGCUGUGAAAUGCCAAGAAUCAACUCUUCACCCCCAUCAACAGGUGUAUCUUCACAUGGGACUUAACACCAGCAUGCUAGUUUUGGACCUGGUUUUAUUUUGAUCAUUUGAAUGUCUCAGAUGUUGUUAUGUAGAUUCAGAUAUAACCAAUCCGACUACCUGACCAAUGUUCAUUCUCUGUGAAAACCUUUCUUCUGUCUUUCAUUGAAGCUCUUACUUUUUUCAAAGCUUACAGUUACCGUGGAUUUAUAUUUUUUUUUCAUCUUCACAAUUUUUUUUAUGGAUUUAAAGAAUUCUUGGGGGAUGUUUUAUUUUUGGGUUUUAAUAAACCCUGCAAACAAACAUAUAGGCUAAUACAUGUAUUCAAGCUAAUACAGAGUUUUUGAUUGGUUAAACUUUAAAAUUCAGUGUUAGACCCUACCUGGGAAUUAAAAAUAGUACCAGACAAAGAAAUCUGAAUCCACAGUACACACAUACAUGUAUUUAUAUUAUCAGUUUUAAAUGUUUCUGUUUAGUUAAACAUUGAUUUUUUCAAUUUAAACCUAAUGUUACCACAAUUAUGAUACCAGAAAGUAUCUUUUUUAUUUGAAACAAUUUUGUCUGUAUAAUUAUGAGUUUCUUCUUAUAACUUGGGAGUUAUAAAUAGAUUUAUAUAUUUGCUUCACUAUAUAUUUUCAGUGUCACUAGAUUUGUAAUUGAACAAUUUUUAUAGACAAUUUCCAACCCCUGUGAUAGAUUUAUAUACUCAUUAUUUUGUUUUUGCACCUUAGGCCAAUUAAAGAAAUGUCUGUGUUUCAGGUUCCCUUUUCUUAUUGUUAUGGAGAUGGCUAAUCAUGUUAGGCCAAUUUAUAAAAUGUAAGGGUUUUAGAGUUUAAGGUUCCCCUAUCUUAUCAUUAUGGAGAGUGGUUAUUAAUAUUAUUGAUAUAAAAUAAGGAAAUGUGUGGUUCGAAUAAAAUUAUUGAGAUUGGUGAUAUUUAUAUCUUGUAAAAGAAAAUUGUUUAAUUUUCCACCAUUGUGAGAACCAAGGGAGAUAAUACAGAUGUAAAGAGUUUUAAUAGAAACAAUACUAUGGUUAAAACCUUCAUGAAAUUAAAUUGACAAUUUACCCUACUUUUUUACUCUGAAACCUGAAACUCAUUCCAUUUUUGGUUGGCCUUAUUUCUAUGUUUCAGUUUGUUUUAAGAAAGAAAAUAAUAACUAAAUCAGUCUAUGAACAAUUUCUUUUAAACAGAGAGUUGACCUAAAGCCAGUAUUUUCUAUUGUUUUCGUUCAUGAAUAGUUUCAAGAUUUUAUAUUACUUUUGGAAAAGUAUGUUGCAUACUUUAAAUAUUUUUUUUUCUUCUUCUAUUUUGUCAUUUGGAAACAGAUUUAUCAACUGUACAUAUGGUACACAUUUAAAAAUUUAUAGAAAAAAAUGGCAAUACUGUGGAUUGAUUGUUCAUUAAAUAUGUGGGUAUUCUGUAAAACAUAUUUUCAAGUUUUGCAUAGGUUAAUUUAAAUGCUGAAAUUCCAUAAAAAAAACAUUUUUUCCACAAUCCAAUUGGUAUGCAGAAAAAAAUCAAAGAACUCCUUGUAUCGUAGAUUUACUUAAAUUUAAAGAACUUUGAAAAAAGUAUUUGACUUCACCAAUUAUACUAUGCAUGCAGUUAUCUAUGCACAACCUUUGUUACCAUAAAAAAAAAAUCCAGGUGUUUUUCAGGUGUCUGAAUUGAAAAAGUAUUUUACUUUUGAUAAAUUUUUUCUCAUUUUAUCCAUUGAAGAUUGUAUCAGGUAUUUCAAAAAUUGCACAAGAUUGUGAACUAUCAUAAUUAUGAUAAUUUUCAAUUAAUAAGGUGUUGUUUUUUUUUAGAAAUAAUGGCAAUUUAGAAUUGUAUUUUUGGAAAGACGCAGCAUAAAGUAAAACCUAUUUGUUACUACUCCUUUUUAGAAAAAUCCUUUACAACAUUACGUUAUAGCUUGCAUAUAAUCUGGCCCUAUGCUACCAAAAUUCAUUUAUGGAAGUUUCUUCUUUUAAAGUGUGCCAUUCUUCAGUGAAUUUAGUUCAAGGCAGAGAUAAUUACAAGAGGUUUUACUCCAAAUUUUGGACUGUGAUUUCAUUUUAUAUUUUACAAAUGGCAAAAGUUUGUAACCUUUUAAUAUAUUAUCAACCACUCUUUAUAAAGUAAAAACAAUCAUGCUCCCACACCUACCCUGAAUUCAAAUUCUAAUGAGCUGCAUUUGAUAGAGAUCAACCAUAUCCAAAAAAGCUAAAUAACUAAAAUCCCAAACUCAACAGGCAAAUGGCAAAAGAAUAUCAAUACAUCUGUAAAAACUAUAAAAAUCAGUAAUCAAUAUUUAAAUGUUUGAAAACCCCUACUCUUUUUAUGACAGUAGGCAGCAAACAAUGGUAUAUUUUAUUUGGCCUUGUAUGGAUUUCACUUUACUUUCAUAUGUAGUUACACCAUGCAAUUUUUCAUUUCAGAAUCUAAUGCAUUCUGGGUAAUAUUUUCAAAAGUGACACCAAAACUUCGAUUUGUUUUUAAACAUAUAACAAUGGAAAUUCAAAUAAUAAAGUAACAUCAUUUUCAUUUCGGUGUAGGAACAAUGAGUUACCCAUAAUCCUUUGGAUUCUGAAAUGUAGCUACACCAUGCAAUUUAAAACACAUUGUAAGAAACAACCUGAAAUAAGACAUUUGCUCAUGGAUGUAUUUAUUUAUCCCGCCAUAUUUUCUAGACAAUCAUUUUGUCUGCAACUGUAAAAUAACUUGUGCCUCAAUGAUUUUUACUAGAAUAGAUUAAAUUGUAUACAUAUAAAACAAAACGCCAUUCUUAAGCUUUAAUUGAAGAAUAUUUAGAGAUAAUGUGCCAUGAAAAUUAUCCAUAAGAAUUUUCAUUUACAGCUCUUCUAAAAAAGCAUGCAAAGCAAAUCUUUGAUCAACUUGCUUUAUAUCUUUGGUUGGAUGUUUGCAAACAAUAGGUAGGCAGAGUUUCAGUCUGUUGGACAACAAAAUUGACAUGAAAUAAAGGUACUGGUAAUGUUAAUUAUCCAAUCAAAUUCCAGUAUAUAGUAAAAAUACUGAACCAUACAUAUACCUGUUGUUUGCAAACAUCCAAACAAACAUAGCAAGCAAGUUGAUCAAUUGCUUGCUUUGCAUGCUUUUAUAAAAGAGCUGUAAGCAUUGUAAAAUUUUGAAAGUUCAUAAGAACUCUAAUGAAUUUUAAAGGAUUUUUAAGAAUCUUUGUUAGCAACUUCAGGAAUUCCAAUGAAUUAUUGUUUGUAGUUUUUAGAACAUCAGAUUUUUCAAUAGUUUGACAAUAUAGAAAUCUUCAAAAUGAAUUAUUAGUAUUUCAUAAGAUAAGUAAGAUUUCACCAAAAAUCUAUAAAUAAAGUCACUUGUAAGUAAUACAUUUCAAGUUAACUUAUGAUCAAUUUUUGUGGACAGAUUUGUUGUGACAAAGACCCUUAUUUUUUUUCAAUUUACAGUUAUGGAAUAAACAGCUAUUUCUAUUCAUUUAAACCAUAUAUGUUUUUGAGGCGCCAUGUUAAAGAAUAAGCUUUCUGCUUUAGUUAAGGGGAGAUAAUACAAAAUUAUUUCUCGUAAUUAAUGCAUCAAAUGUGUUCAAACAAGCAAUGUUAUGUACAUGUUCUAUGCCCAUAUUGAUAAAGGGAGGAUUUAUACUUUUUAUUUUAAGAAAAUAAUUGUAUUUAAAGACUUAUCCUAUAUGAAAAAUGUUUAUGCAUUGGAAUAAAAAAUCUAUUUUAAGUGGACAAGAAAUAAUUUUAACAAUUGGUACAGAUGCUUGUACCAUGCUCACUGUAUUGACUGUUACAAAACAUUGAAACAAGGGUACUGAAUGUGUUUACUAAACGGAAGUGAAAAUACCUCAUUUUCAAGGCAUUAGUCAUCAGUUUAAAAUUCUAUUAUCUCUUCAUAGCAUUUAGUAAAAAUAGAAGUCUGUUUAAAACUAGUAGUGUAUUUCAAGUUCAUUUCUUUCAAUUGUGACUAGGAUUUCAAGGUCUUUCAUUUUAAUGUGGAGUUUACAAAAAUGUAUGAGGCCAAAAUGAAUAAUAGUAAUUGUGUUCAGUGUAACCUUUCCUAUCCCAUCAUAUUUAUAAACCUCAAAAUGCCAGACCUAAAAAAAUGAUUGGCCAUUUUAGUUGUAAAUCCUAACAGUUAACAAACUGAUCAAAAUAUUUUUUGAAAAUAAAAUUGAAAAAAUGAAUGGUAAACAUUGCACUUUCUAGUUUGUCCUUACUAUGUGUGUAGAUGUACUGCUAUAAAACAUUUAACAAUGAAUUUCCAAAUACUUAUAAAAUUAUCUUUACAUUCUUUUGUCGCUAGAUUUAUUAUGAUAUUAUAAUUCAUUUGUCAUUGAUAGCAUGAGAAUUAUGUGUUAAAAAAUAGAUUUUUGAACAGACAUCUGUCUGGUUUAUGCUGUGGAACCAUAGCUCUUAGGUCCUUAUGUUAUUUUUUGACUCCGCAAAUAGUAAAAAAAUAACAUAAGGACCUAACUGCUACGGUUCCGCAGCUAGUCUGGGUUAUGCAAUGUUAAGCUUCACAAUUUGCAUUUCAUUUGUUUAAAAAAACAAAAGUAUGUUAAAAUUAUGUUUGCUUUGUCUACAGACCAUUGUUUACAAGUGUAUAACAGUAAAAGGGCAUUUUUUGUUAUAAAAAAAUACGGUAUUCUGAAUAAAUCAUUGUCAUAGGCUUCAAUUUUUGUAAAAAAAAAUGGUAAAAUUUAUGCUAUUUUCUAGAAAAUCUUAUAUUCAUACAAAACCAAUUUUACUUGAAAAUCAUAUAGAUUUUGUGGAUUCAUUUAUUUUCAUGGGUACCAUUUUUAAUGGAUUGAGAGAAAAGAUACUUAUGUGGAUAUCUAAUAAAAUUGAGAAAGGAAAUGGUGAAUAUGUCAAAGCGACAACCAUCCGACAAUAGAGCAAACAAUCUAAUGUCUUGGUUUGGCCAAAGUCUACAUACAAGCCAAUGGAAAGUUAGCAUUUUGUUGAACAUUUAAAUUCAUGGUUAACCUAUACCUAAGAAAUUUACAAAAAUUGGUAUCCAACUAAAAAAUAAUGAAUCCACAUUACAUUAUUAUUGGAGAGCUUAUUAAUACAAAAGAAUAAAUGAAUCUGUUGCUAUUUUUUCACAAGAUCUCUCAUCAUAUCUUAACUCGCCAUUUCAGAAUCUAAUGACCUCUGGGUAAUAUUUUCAAAAACGUACACCAUGAGCGUGAUUGGUUUAAAAAGUUGUAAACAAUGGAAAUUCAACCAAUGAUGUAAUGUUAUUUUCAUUUUGGUGUACGAACAAUGAGAUUACAGAUAGUCAUUUAGAUUCUGAAAAUGUGAAUAAUGAAAUGUUUUUUCUGUGUAGUCCACUUUGACUGUUACUGAAUAGAAGGGUUACUCUCAUGUAGAUGUUUGUGUGGCUAAUGACUUUGUGCAAUGACUUUUUUUUUAGAGAAGUACAGUACAUUACAAGUUAAUGUUUGUCUUUUUGAUAUUUUUAUUAUUUCUUAGCUGUUUUUUAUGCACAGUUGUUAAUUUUGGAAAAUAAUAUAUUAAGAAAUUACAUUUUUUUUUUAUGGGAAAAAAAGGGGGGGGGGGGGGGUUAGACAAGAAUUGGACCUUAAAUGUUGAAUUGUAAAAAGAUUAGCCAUCUAAAGGUUGUGAUGAAAUUUAGAAAGUUAAAGGGUGUAAGUAAAGUUGGAAUUGAGACAAACUUAUAACACAUAUUCCAAAUCGUUCAAAUGGUUGUUAAUUCAAAAUUUCAAAACUUUACAUUUUUAAGGUUCAAUUGAGAUUAGGAUAGAAAUUUUUAAUAUCUGAAACACAUCCAUACAUAGUUAAAGACAUUACCUUUUUUAGUGAUUUUUUUUUACAAAAAAAAAUAAGCAUUGAAUUUGGAUGUACUGUAUCUAUAUACUGUUAGAUGAUUUUAUAUUGUUUAUCAUGUUAAGAAUGAUGAAUUCCAUUUUAAUAGUCUAUUUAUAGCUUACUCAGAUGCUUGUCUCACAUAAUACAAUCCCAGGAUUUUUACUCUUCAAGUUUUCAUCUUGCCAAAAAAGGGGGGUACUAUUUAGAAUAAGUUGUUCAUGUUUGUCUUCUGCUGUUUGCAAAUAAUUUACAUGAACAACACAUCUGUGUAGCUUGUUUCAUCCAUUCCGUUGUUAUGAAAUUAUUUUUAAAAUGACAUUUUUUUUCAAGAGUAAAAAUCCUGGAAUUGAUAACAUUUUUGCGAAUUAAAUAUCCCAUAUAAAUUGUAAACAGAAUCUGAAUGGUAAGCCAAAAAGGUGGUGACUUUUAGCGAGUUAUGCUAAAAGAUGAUAUAUAUCUUUUUAAUAUACUUUGUUUUAAAUAUCUAUUUAAAGAAUGUUCGGUAUUUGUUUUCUAUUUCAACAGAAUUAAUUGUAAUUUGAAUUAAGAAAAAUCUAUACAACGUCGUACUUUUGGAACUAACAAUGGAGCAUACCUUUAAGAAACAGAAAAAUUAUCUUGAACUAUCUUGUUCAACGGAAAAGAUAUUUACAAUUUUCCUGUUUUCAAUUUUCGUUCAAUUACAAUAUAAAAGGUAUGAAUUAAAUGAAUACUGCAAAUAAUUCUUGUACUUAAAAUAAGACAUGAGAAAAUAUUUCUGUUCAAAUAAUCAUACAUGUCAGCGAUCUUAAAGUAGAUUUAAAACAAAAUGAAGUAGAAAUUGAGAAUAUCAAAAGGUAUUAGAUGUUAAAAAUAGAUUGGUUACUAUUUAUAGACAUUUUGGUUUGAAUGUGAUGCUUGUAUGAGUAGACUUUAUAUGGAGUCUUUUGAGUUUGUACUAUAUUAAAGCUUAUAAUGAUAUUUAUGCACGAUUCUGUGCAUAUGAUUCACUUGUGUAUAAAAAUAAUUAUUAUUAUGAGAAAUAAAUUGUUGAUAUUUGA
This is a messenger RNA of Mytilus trossulus (common blue mussel), 8917 nucleotides long. RefSeq names its product TGF-beta-activated kinase 1 and MAP3K7-binding protein 3-like. Bases 188 to 2092 code for a protein of 634 amino acids. Lineage: Eukaryota; Metazoa; Mollusca; Bivalvia; Mytilida; Mytilidae. The record is from RefSeq and is a predicted model, not a curated record. The transcript has 8 exons.